Molecule: messenger RNA, 570 nt
Organism: Drosophila grimshawi
Lineage: Eukaryota; Metazoa; Arthropoda; Insecta; Diptera; Drosophilidae
Product: abscisic acid and environmental stress-inducible protein
Exons: 1
Coding region: 74-481 (135 amino acids)
Source: RefSeq, a predicted model, not a curated record
GUUCUUCAAAACGCACAGCAAUAACACAACAGCCAGGACCUCAACAACCUCCACAGCCAACAAGUUUAGCAGGAUGAAACUGUUUAUAAUACUCAGCGCUCUGAUUGCCUGCGGCUCGGCGGGACUCAUACGCAGCAGCGGUUGGAGCGGCGGCAAUGGCUGGAGCUCGAAUCCUUGGGGCAGCAGCGGCGGCGGAGGCUGGAACAGUGGCUGGUCCUCCCAGCCCAAGAUUAUUAAGGUUAUCAAAAUUGGUGGUGGCGGGGGCGGCUGGAACAAUGGCGGCAGCAGCGGCUGGAACAAUGGCGGUUGGAGCAAUGGGGGCGGUGGCGGCGGCUGGAACAAUGGCGGUGGCUGGAGCAAUGGCGGUGGCUGGAGCGAUGGCGGCAGUGGCUGGAGUAACGGCGGUGGCUGGUCUGGCCAGAGCCUCGGCAGCAGCGGCUGGUCUGGUGGCAACAAUGGCUGGGGCAGCAGCGCCUGGUAAUCAGGAUCUAAAUGGAACUCCACGUUUUAAACACAUUAUUCGCAAUUGAUUAUUGAUCUUUGAGUUUAUAUUACAUAUGUAUAUAAGAG